Molecule: messenger RNA, 3303 nt
Organism: Solea solea (common sole)
Lineage: Eukaryota; Metazoa; Chordata; Actinopteri; Pleuronectiformes; Soleidae
Product: syntaxin-binding protein 4
Exons: 19
Coding region: 126-1868 (580 amino acids)
Molecular function (GO): protein binding
Source: RefSeq, a predicted model, not a curated record
CUGUACACAGACAGACAGACAGGCAGGCAGACAGACAGACAGAGCAUCAUGUGGCUCAGAGCUGAAGGCUAAGAGCUGGAGCAGCGGCACAGCGAGCGAACGACACCACAGCUCCAUGCGUCAACAUGCCAACGUUCUCAGUCAUGUAUAGAGGAGCAGUGAUCAUCAGCAGGACUCUGAUGGGUCCGUACGGAGUAGACCGAGCUGCUCAUUCCAUGGAGUUCACAGACUGUGAGAAUGGCCUGGGAAUUAAAGUGAUCGGUGGAGUGAAGGAGCUGACGGGAGAGGAGUUUGGAGUCUAUGUCAAACGGAUUUUACCAGGUGGCCUUGCUUCAAGUGACGGGAACCUGCUGCCAGGGGACCAGAUCUUGGAGGUGAAUGGUGGAAGUCUAGUAGGAGUGACAAGUGAAAGGGCUGUGGACAUCUUGAGAGCAGCCUCUGCGACCAAUCACAUGCGACUUCUCAUAGCCAGAGAUGAGGAGGCAAAGAGAGAAUUUGCAGAGCUGAUGGACAAAUAUGGAUCUAAUGGCAGCACAGGAUCAACACGAAACUCUCCCAUCCAGCAAGGCGGUCGCUGCCUGGAGAGCACCUCGUCUGGCUCGUCGUCUCGCUCUCAGAGUCCUCUGGCGUUGAGCCCGGCAGGCUCUCAGAACAUGUACAACAAUGGUGGUCCCAUGCUGCGCUCCCUCAGUCACCCGGGUGAAGGAGUGAUUCAGCUGCUCACUGUGGCACGAUCCACUAGUUUUGGCAUCACCAUCGGAGGAGGCUCCAACAGGCCUGACGGUCCUGCUGUCUUCAUCCAGGAGGUUCUGUCUGGAGGAGACUGUCACAGGGACGGACGUCUGAGGCCUGGCGAUCAGCUCAUUGCCAUUAACAAAGAGUCCUUGAUAGGUGUUACCCAAGAGGAGGCCAAGAGCCUGCUGAACAGAGUCAAACUCAGCCAAGAACACUCGCUGGAGAUCGCCUUCAUUCCAGGGAAAGGACUUUUUCCAAGCAGCUCGUCUCUCCACAACGGAGUCCAGCGAGCCGCCGGGAACAGCUACAACUCUGCACGGUUAAAAGUUCACAUCAGAUCACCCGAGAUUUGUACAGAGGAGCCAGCUCCAGGGUCCUCACUGUCUCCUGACAUCUGCCCACCAGAUAUUCAUAUAUCAGAUUCAACCAGCCAACGGUCACCAACGGCAACCAAACCCAAGAUCACACUGGACCCCCACAUACGCCUCAAAUCAGACAAGUUAGACUUGGCCUUGUCUUUCCUCGGGCUGGACGUCACCGAAGAGAAGAGGAAGAAGUUGAGACAGGAACUGACCACAGACCCACAAGGCACUGUGGCCUAUGGAGAUUUUGUGGAGGCCACUCGGAGCAUCUUCCAGGAGAACCUGGAGGAGCUGGCUUUAGGGGAGGCUCCCUUCAUGUUCUCUUACCAUGAAGCAGCCAGCCUGCUGGACACGUCAGCCUUUCAUUCACCUACAUAUGAAUCAGAGUGCAGCUACAGCAGUGAGGAUAUGGACCAGUUUCAGACAGAGGUGAAGCAGCUGCACACCCAGAUGAAGCAGCUAAAGGUGAUGCUGAAGGACAUGGAGCACAGCAAGAAGACCCUGGAGGAGGAGCUGCAGAAGACCACAGAGAGAGCGUGUCUGACUGUGGAGGAGAACCUGCGUCUGAAGAGUCGCCUGCAGGCAGCGGAGGCUGACGUGGUGCAGAGGCCGAGCAGCAGUGCCGAGCAGGACUACGAGGAGGUGAUCCAGCUGCUGGAAGCUGAGAUCAGAGACCUGAAGAGCCAGCUGGUCACCACGAGGCAAGCAGACGCAGAGGACACCGCCAAGGGGGGAGGUGCUGGAGGUGAACAGGAGUCUGAAGACCACUGAUUGUCAGCUGAAGAGAAUGUCCACAGUGCUGACCACGCCUAGUCUGUUUGGAGGAGAAGGAGGGUAAGAGACCGCUGAUUCACAUGAGUCCUGAGUCCAGGGUGGACCAGGGUAACUGUGACCCAUGCUCACGACGACAACUGUGUCUGUGACUCUGAAGAAGCAGAGACUGUUGACGGCUUACACACACACACACACACACACACACACACACAGCAGAUUAAAGUGUAACUUGUUUAUAAGAGUAAGUGUCAUCAUGUUAUUUGUUGAUCCAGGUGCAAAUAUUGAAAAGAUACAAUUCUACUGCCUCUCUGGACAAACACUAGCUACUGCAUCGUUGGCUUUCUUAGUCCACUCUAUUGUCAUUUUUUUGUCCAACCAGCAAGAGGCUAAUGGCUGCAGACUCCUCCUCCUUUAUGAACAUCUGAGCUGUCUCUCUGUCCUUCUCUGGUGUGAGUGACUGAGAGUCUUGUCUCUCUAGCAUCACCGUUUAAUACUGUGUCCUCUGUCAGUGACUUCUAUUCUGUCGUUUUGUAACUCAAAUAGAUCAAGGCACAAGUCGACAAGGGUGUGUGUGUGUGUCUGUGUGUGUGCGUGUGUGUGUGCGUGUGCAUGAUAAAUGUGUCCUCACCUGAGCACAGAUCACUCAAUCAAAGAAUCAAUCAAUGAAACUGAAGUUGAGUGGGCGCCAUGUCUGAGGGCAGGGUGGAGCCGUGUAGUCACAGUGAGGGAAUGUAGCAGCAUAUUUCAUGGCUGUUAAACCUGUAGAGUGAGACUCCUGUCACUGACACACGCCCUUCACCCUGAUACGAGAGAGCGGAAACUGUUCUGGAGCAAAGAACUCACAGAAUAGUUUUUAGUUCAUUCAGUCGUGGACAUUUAGACAAUGUUGGUGCAUCAGAUGCAAUCAAAUAACAGGAUUUUCCAGUGGCAAUGUCUUAGUAUAAACUAGAUAAUCCACAUAAGUCUCCAGUCUGCACACAGAGCACUUUCUCUGGUUCUCCAGUUUCCUCCCAAAGUCCAACUCCAUGGCUGUGACCUGUCCUGUCAGGUGGGAUUAGCUCCAGCAGCUCCCACAACCACAUGUGGAGGAUAAAGCGGUAGACAAUGAAUGAAUGAAUGAAUGAAUGAAUGAAUGAAUGAAUGAAUAAAUGAAUGAAUGAAUAAUCCACACACAAGUGAAAAAGAAGAGUAGAGGUGGGCAACAUUAGCCUCAAGCAAUAACAACAUUUGUGAUGAUAUUUGACAUCAUUUCUAAGUAAAAGUGUUUGUUUGGAUGCAUGACGAUUUAUAAUUCACAAUAAAAACCAUGCAAACAUCAAAACAAGCCUUUCUGUGGUGGGAGAGUAAGUUUAAAUAUCAAAGAACAUUUAAAGGUGUUUAAGAAGAAGUCUGACUGUCUGUUUAACACUUUUAUUUAUGCAUGUUUUAGCAA